Brugia malayi is the source of this 918-nucleotide messenger RNA. RefSeq lists its product as uncharacterized. The coding region runs from base 1 to 918 and encodes 305 amino acids. The record is from RefSeq and is a predicted model, not a curated record. NCBI's taxonomy places the organism in Eukaryota, Metazoa, Nematoda, Chromadorea, Rhabditida, Onchocercidae. The transcript has 6 exons.
AUGCUACCAAAUAUCACCUAUAUUCUACGCACAUAUGGCUAUUUCGUUGUCGGUACAAUGCUUAUACUGAUCAACAUUCCGGCCUUUCUGCUUGUGAUAAUUCGUAAAGCACUCAGGAAAACUUAUGUGGUUAUCGCUGUUGUGUUCUUGAAUAAUGGAUUUACCGGAAUUAGCGUGAUAUUACUAGGGAUGAAACGAUUAAUCUAUUCCGCUGAUGAAAAACUCAUUAGUCAUCAUGAAUGUGUGCUGAGCAUAUCCGUACUUUUUUUCACAUCACAUUUUCUGAACGGAUUAAGUUUGUUAACGAACAGCUUGGAAAGGUUUUGUGUUGUGGCAUUCCCAAUAUAUUACUAUGCUCACAGCACACGAAUAAGUUAUUCGUUAAUUACCGCACAAUAUGUGAUUACCAUCACUGUGGUAACUGCUGCUGUCAUUGCAAGUUUAAUUGAACCAAUUCGGCUUAUAUCUAAGUUUUGUGUAGUGCAAGAGGUAUAUUUAACUCAUUUUUAUGAGGCACUGCUAGUACUGACCUCUGUUGCUUCAUUGCUGAGUGUUAUUUUUAUGGUCGUCGUAGUUGUCGUGCUGAGAAAGAAGUUCGGCGCACAGUUCCUUUCAAGUCACUCGCAUAACCGCGACUUAUCACAUUUCCUGAAAAAUCAAAAGCGAUACACUCAAACAGCAUUGAUCUCUUGCUGUUUUACAUUUUGUAAUAUUCCAUUAGCUUGCAGUUCUUGUCGUUGUGCCGUCAACGGUGGAAUGUAUUUACGUGAUGGAUUCUUCUAUAACAUCGCAAAUCAUUGUGAUGUGCUGUGUAUAUUUGCGCCUAUUGAAUUCCUUCAACUUGGUCGUGUUAUUUUUAUAUCGUCAAAGAGAUUUCCGGUACGCCGCAGUUCAGUGUUUCAAACACCUAUUCAGUGA